Molecule: messenger RNA, 1600 nt
Organism: Tarenaya hassleriana
Lineage: Eukaryota; Viridiplantae; Streptophyta; Magnoliopsida; Brassicales; Cleomaceae
Product: transcription factor bHLH122
Exons: 7
Coding region: 324-1376 (350 amino acids)
Biological process (GO): regulation of transcription by RNA polymerase II
Cellular component (GO): nucleus
Molecular function (GO): RNA polymerase II cis-regulatory region sequence-specific DNA binding; DNA-binding transcription factor activity, RNA polymerase II-specific; protein dimerization activity
Source: RefSeq, a predicted model, not a curated record
UUUUAGUCCUUUUUGUGCUUCCAUUCUCUGUAUUUGGUCUUUUUUCACUGAAGUGGUUGGUUGUGUUCUUGUCACUGGUUCUUGAUUCAUUAUGAGUUGUCUGAUUUUAUGCUCUGUCGGAAAAAAAUUUAGCCUGAAGCUUGUCGCUUAAUCGGGGAAAAAGAAACGCUUAGAAAGGAUAAGUCAUGUUUGGUUGAAAUUUAUGCAAAAUCAUAGUAUUCAAGCUUAGGAGUAGAAAAGGGAAAAGGGACAUAAUUUUCCCGUAAAGGUAACAUUCUUUCUCGGAAAACAAACAAGGUACACACUUUCUGGGAAAACCAAGCAUGGAGUCAGAUUUUCAGCACACCCGCUAUCAUCUCCGCGACAACCACCACAAGCAGCCCAACUCGGGCUUGACUCGGUACCAAUCCGCUCCGAGUUCGUACUUCUCCAGCUUCCUGGACGCCGGCGACGGCGUCGGCGAUGAGUUCCUAUUCCGACCACCGAGUCCGGAAACGGAGAGAAUUUUCCAGAAAUUCCUCGAAUCUACAGAGGAGCUAACGGAACCAAUGGAAGUAAAGCUUGAAAGAGAAGAACAAGCACCGCUACCGCCGCCGCCGCCGAUACCGCAGUUACAGCCGGAGAAGCAUAACAGUUUUCAGGGUUUUCAUCAGCAACAGAUGCAAAAUCAGAAACAGGGUGAGAUUCCGGGUAUGGGUUUUGGAGCGGCCGCGACUGCAAGCGCUGGGAUGAAGCGUUUGCCACCGCAACCGCCGUCAGCUGCAGCAGCGGCCGACGUUUCGAGUCUGAUUCGGCACAGUAGCUCGCCUGCAGGAUUGUUCAACUCCAUUAAUGUCGAAAACGAUUAUAUCCCGAUGAGAGGAAGCGGAGAUUUAGGGGAUAGUAAGGCGAAGAUAGAAUCUUUGUUUGCUAGCAAACCGCCUCCUUCCCCGAAAAUCCCCGACCUCAGAAAGCAGAGCAGUUUCGGGGCAAAUGAUCGGAGAACGCUCUCUGGAGGCUUCCAUCUCCCCGAAACCAAGAACCUCGAUGGCGUAAACAGGCUGUCACGUUUGUCACACCACUUGAGCCUGCCGAAAUCACUGUCUGAAAUGAGCGAGAUCGAGAAGAUCUUGCAGUUAUCGGAUUCCGUCCCUUGCAAGAUCCGAGCCAAACGUGGUUGCGCUACUCACCCGAGAAGUAUAGCCGAGAGGGUUAGGAGAACGAAGAUCAGCGAGCGAAUGAAGAAGCUUCAAGAUUUGGUUCCGAACAUGGACAAGCAAACGAACACUGCGGAUAUGCUCGAUCUCGCCGUUGACCACAUCAAAGAUCUCCAAGAACGCCUAAGGAUAUUACAAGAAGACCGAGCGAGAUGCACUUGUUCAAGUGUGAAGAAGUAGCAUAUUAAAUUAUAUUGGAUAUAAUGCUUUUGUGAUGGAGCAAUGGACAAGUCUUACUUAGGUUAGGAAUUAUUGUCUAUGUAUCAAUAAAUCAUCUUUUAUUUGCAUGCAUACACACAUACAUAUAUAUGCAUAUAUGUAUAUGUGUGUAUUCUUGUGUUUUAGUUAUCUUAAUGGACCUUGGUACAAUGAAGUUCCUUGUAAAUGUGAAACCCUUUUUUAUA